Salvelinus sp. IW2-2015 is the source of this 3243-nucleotide messenger RNA. RefSeq names its product endophilin-A2. The record is from RefSeq and is a predicted model, not a curated record. Gene Ontology annotation, molecular function: protein binding. Lineage: Eukaryota; Metazoa; Chordata; Actinopteri; Salmoniformes; Salmonidae. Gene Ontology annotation, biological process: synaptic vesicle uncoating. Gene Ontology annotation, cellular component: glutamatergic synapse; presynapse; cytoplasm.
AACUCAGUAAAAUAUUUGAAAUUGUUGCGUUUAUAUUUUUGUUCAGUAUAGCAGAAGCUACUAUGCCUUGCAGGAAGUAGACUGGUUGCCAGGCAAGUUCCACUCGCAAAGGAAAACUAGCUUGAAGGAGAGUAUGAUCCACUGUUGAGGACUAAACUCCACCGUGAAGGAAGUUUAGUCCGCUGCGGAGAAAACGACGCAGAAGAKAAAUUUAAGCGAGCUAUUCCUAUAAUCAAACGUUCAGCAAUUAUUUAAAAGCAACUUGCACGUAAAGAAAGAAGCUUAUAUCCUGCAUCAAAAAUGUCAGUCGCAGGCUUCAAGAAACAAUUUUACAAAGCAAGCCAGAUGGUCAGUGAGAAGGUCGGAGGUGCAGAGGGAACCAAGCUGGAUGAAGACUUCAAAGAUCUGGAGAAGAGGGCAGAUGUGACCAGUAAAGCGGUGGUGGAUGUCAUCUCUAAAACAUCGGAGUACCUGCAGCCCAACCCAGCGUCCAGGGCCAAGCUGACCAUGCUGAACACGGUGUCUAAGAUGCGGGGCCAGGUGAAGAGCCCUGGCUACCCCCAGGCUGAAGGGCUUCUGGGGGAGAGCAUGGCCAAGUUCGGACGAGAGAUUGGAGAGGACACCAACUUUGGUGGYGCCCUGGUGGACGUGGGCGAGUCCAUGAAGAGGCUGGCUGAGGUCAAAGAUUCCCUGGACAUCGAUGUCAAACAGAACUUUAUCGAUCCACUGCAGGCCGUUGUCGACAAGGACAUCAAAGACAUCCAGCACCAUCUGAAGAAGUUGGAAGGCAGGCGUCUGGACUACGAUUAUAAGAAGAAACGCCAGGGGAAGAUCCCAGACGAGGAGCUGAGAUCAGCCCUGGAGAAGUUCCACGAGUCCAAAGAGAUGGCAGAGAGCUCCAUGCACAACCUGCUGGAGACUGAUGUAGAGCAGGUGAGUCAGAUGGCUUCUCUGGUCGAUCACAACUGCAGUAUCACAAACAAGGCUGUGCAGAUUCUGGAGGAGCUGACGGACAAACUCCGAGACAGGGUGAACGAGGCCCAGUCUCGCCCCAGGCGUGAGUACACUCCUAAACCCAAAGCCUCCUUUGACUACGAAGAGCAGGAGCAUUCAAAUGGAGAGUACUCCCCCUCUGCCAACCCCCCUUCAUACUCCUCAGACGUCACGUCCUUCCACAGAACACGGUCCAUGAAGAACAGUCGACACUGUGAGUCCUCUGAGCCGUGUGCUAAGGCCCUGUAUGACUUCGAGCCGGAGAACGAGGGUGAGCUGGGCUUCUGCGAGGGCGACAUCAUCAUGCUGACCAACCGCAUCGACGAGAACUGGUUGGAGGGCAUUAUCCGCGGCCAAUCAGGAUUCUUCCCCAACAACUAUGUGGAAGUGGUGGUGCCCCUGUAACACUGACAGAACAUGAGGAGCGGGAGGGAGGGAUGAGGAGCGGGAGGGAGGGAUGAGGAGCGGAAGGGAGGGAUGAGGAGAGGAGGGAGGACAGCGGUAGGUGACGGGGGGCAUCUCAAAAGUCUAAAAUGACUUCCUCCUGUUGAUGAUCACUGAUCUAAAUAAAGCAGGACAAGGAAAUAUCAGUGUAAGAAAAUAAAAUGAGGUCACCUUAGAUAGAUUAAAAUUCACCUAAAGAUGGAUGGAUAGAAAAAGUGGGAGGAAGAUGUUGAUGGAAAGGUUAGUACAAGGAAGGUGUAUCUUCGUUUUCAUUCUCUUUACACUUUCUACACUACACCUCCCUUACCGGGACGUAUGGAGAUGGGGUUACUAGAGGAGAUGUUUGUCAUUAUGGGUGACCUGUACCCAUGAACACUACCAGAUGUGUGCUUUAAGCAGACCUAGAAAAAGAACUGCAACAAAUUGCCUUGAAAUUGUUACCUUUAAUCACCUAUUUACCUUAUUGCCCUUAAUUCUAGGGAAAAUGGUUAAAUAUGUUUUGUUCUUCCACAAUUGUGAAUCUUUGCAUGAAAUUCUGGUUAAUUUUAAUGCACACUCUUUUUAUAUAAAAACACAAAAUCCAUACACACCAAUUAUUUUCCUCCCUGGUAUGGAGAGUUAGAUAGAUCUUGGCUUUAGCUGUCCUAUGCUGCCCUCUGGUGGUCUAAGCCUGUUAUAUCUUCAGGAGUAGGAUGAAAUUGCCCUUAGACUGAUCUAAGAUAAGUUUAGUAUGUUUCCCACUUAUGGUUAAGGUUAGGAUGUACGGACUGUAAGCUGAUCCUAGAACUGUGCCCAGGCGCUUGUCCUGCAUGGACAUCAGUACUGAUUUUUGUUUAWUUUAUGGUCCUUUUUCUAAUCCAUCCCAUACCUGGUAAAUGUGAUUGUUCAGCUUUUCUCUGGGUCUAAACUUACGUGAAGAGUUGGCCUGUUUGCUUACCUGUUUCUACUAAAGCCAACGUCGCCAUUUCCUUGGCAAGGCAAAUAUAUGUUGUUGGAAACAGUUGGCCACCUAGGCUAGUAAAUAACUGUAGUGAAUGGUUUUGUCUGUUGGCAUACACACAGCUCUGCAGCCCAAUUAUACUAUGUCUCUAAACACUAUAACACUAUCUAUAACACUAUCUCUGUUUAGUACUGUUACAGCUGCAAGGCUGCCUUUCAUUGACUGGGAAGAUCUCAAUUGCUUUCUCCUCGUCUCCUACUCAAACCCAUUGGAUGAGAAAUCCAGCCGGUCUGUCCCCUCUGACCUUUUCUUGAGAUCUUCCUUUUGUCUGCUAUACCCCUUUGCCUUCCUCUUCUCUGUCUCUCUCUUAUUUUUGCUAACUCUUAUAUGGUCAAAAGAUCAAAAAGGAAAACUUUCCAUUGCCCACCCAAGUGCUUUGUUCUGUUUGUGUUGUGUUCUAACUUAGAUUUGAAGCCAUCUGCUCCUUCUGGCUUAACCCCGUGUGCCUGAGGGCUGAAGCCAAAGUAACAGUGUAGAGUGACCUACUAUUAUUCACUUGCUACAGUCAGUUUGCAUACAGUGUGUUAGUGGUGCUUGGAUCAGCUGUUUUAACACCCGCAAUUGCUAAUAACCCAUCCGCCUGACUAUGUCAUAAAGUGAACGUCCGAGGCCCAACCCUAAACCGCAAAUAUAGAAAAUGCACUAUAGGCUAGUCAAAGACUGCAGGAAUAUUGUUUGGGACAGAGGGUGCGGGGAUUUUUUUUGCCUUAUUUAGACAUGUUUCUGCUUAUGAUUUCUGACAUUUUGGUAGGCUAUUUGUUAGUCAACUUGUCUAUAAUUAUAUACAUACAGCUUCUCUUCUGUCA